AUUGCUGAUCCCUGACUCGAGCAUGCUACGGGCCGAAGAUAACACAGACUCCGCUAUGGCUGCAUCAGGAGGAAUAAAGGAGUGAGAACUGAGAGAUCUGUGUCGUCCAUGCUUACCUCCACAGUUUCUUUCUUUUUUUUCACUUUUUAAGGAAAAAGCACCCAUGCUUUUUUGGUUAAUACCAUAUGUUGGAAAACCUCUUUGAACAAGCCAUUUGUCUAGGUGUGUCACGUAAUGUGUAAGGCUGUGGGUUAAAAGAGGCAUGCAAGAUGGAAAACGAUACAGUGGAGUGCUCCACCUCUGGCCACAUCAAGCAAGUCAUCAGCCAAGCAGUCACUGAAGAAUCCCAAGUCAAGGCUUUUCAUUGUAGUCACUGUGUGCUGAUCUUCAAAUCCAAUGUGUACCUUUUUGAACACCUCAACAAGGUGCAUGGCCUCAAUACAGAAACUUCUGUCGGAGAGGCUGGUUUAUGCCCUGGGACUGACAAAGUCAACACAGAGAACAGCAGCAGCAGUUCAGGAGAUAAUUUUAAAUGCCAGAGCUGUGAUUUUAAAGCUUGUAGUUGGGAUGGUUUAAGUGAACACGAGGAACUGUGUCACAAAACGUCAGAAAAUCCUAACGUGUCAGGAGGUGUCAUCAUUUCAGAAAACCUCGACAGCACUUUAAGUGUCAUUUCAGCAAACCAGAACAAUGAAGCUGCAGGAACAUCGGAAGAUCCGUCAGUUCUUUCAGAUAUUUCUACCUCAGAAGCGAAAUGCACGUUAAAGGACCUGGAAACCUGCAAGAGGCCAUUGCAAACCAUUACGAAGUACUUCUCAGUGUCAUCUGAAUCAAAUACAAUGACUGCUGCAAAAUUAGCUGAUGGCACCAAAGAAACUAUCAUUUUGCAAGAAUCUCCUUCAAGCUCCUGUCCAAACAGUAGUGGUGUGUUUAAAGUCACAGCAAAGUCUGUGAUAGAUAUCACCGGAAGUAAGUCGUACCCUUUUUUGCACACUGACUUGACUACUGAUUUGACACCAUCUAAAACUCCGGAACAAUUCAGAAAUGAAACUGUUCCUGACAGUGCUGUGAAGAGAUCAAGUGGUAAAAGUUCAAAAGGUCAUCCUGUCAAAAAAGCCAAGUUGGAUAACGAAGAGAUGCUCACGGAAAAAGAAAAUGAAAGUAGACAGCAGUCAUCCAGCAGCAACGAGCUUUCAUUUGAAGUCAGCGAAGAUGAAGACGAGGCAGACGCGCCAAAAGUGUAUUCUUGUAAACAUUGUGACUACAGUGACGUGGGCAUCAGGCGAAUUUCUGCCCAUUAUCAAAGUGACCACCCUUAUAUCAGAUACAAUUCUGUCUACAUUCAAGACGCAAGUGAUCACAGUGCCACCUUUCGUUGCUUGGAGUGUCCAGUUGAGUUUUUAAGCACAGCUGACCUCAAGAGGCACUACUUGGAAAAUCAUCCAGAUGCCCCAGAUGUAUUUGCCAUGAAAUCAUGUGGCCUCAGUUUGGUUUUCAAAUGCUUUCUUUGUAAAUUUACUACCAAUCUAUUGAAGUCUUUGAAAGAACAUUACAAGGCAAAGCAUGCAACAUAUGAAGUGGAGAAUUCCUUAUUGUUCUGCAGAUAUUCAAUGUCUGAAUGCCAAGAGGAAUCGUCUCAGCUGAGUCUAGAAAAAUCAGGUGGAAUUUCUCCUGAACGUGCCCACACAUCCCAAAAUUCUUCCCCUGAAAGAGCAGACAUGGCCUUGUAUAAAUGCCAGAAAUGCAUAUUUAGUCACAAGUCAGUUGUUGCUAUGCAUGUUCACUACCAAAAAAGCCACGCAGAUGAAGUAAUCACAUUAGAUAAAAUCAAACAGUCAGCUUGUCCCACAUCACAUGCAGCAUCAGAGAUGACAUCUCAGAAAUCUCCUCUAACAUCCACUCAAAAUGAAGAAGCUGCUCAGGAAAUCCUCAAGAUGAAAAGGAAUAAGAAAAAGAAAAAAACAAAGAAGCAUUCAAAACCUUUGGUCAUUUCAGCAACACCCUCAGUGACAACCUCACACAGAAAGAGGUCUCUGAACUGUUACAGAUGUGCAUACAAAACUGACGUGAUAUAUGCUCUGAAGAAGCAUUUAGGGAAAAUUCACAAAGUAAAGCGUACAGUCACAGAUAUUUUAAGAUAUUAUUUUAGACAAGGAUCAUUAGAGCCUGGGUAUUAUUGUGAAUUCUGUGUUUUCAGACAUGAAAAAGCUGCAGCAGUUUAUGAGCACUACCAGGAACGCCACCCAGGACGUUGUCCCUAUGUUGAGUAUGUAAGUACUCAGUUAUAUGCCGGUCCUGGAAUGGUCCUUUCUAAAAAGAAGAAGCCUGAUCUAGAGCAGAGUGGAGGCAAUGGCACUGAAAACAGAUUGCUAUCCCAAAGAUCUGGACAAAAUAAAGCUGGUUUAUCUUGCAAAAGAUGCUCUUUUAAAAGUAACUCUUUGUCAGAUCUGGCACUACAUUACCGAAUUGUUCAUCCUUUGAGUGCAAAACUUUCCAAGAUUGCAAACGCAAGCUGGCGGGUGGAAGACCAAAGUGACAGACCUGGCUCAUUUGACUCCUACCAGUUUGGUAAAUCACAGGAUGAAGCAGAGGCGUCCUCCACAGUGUUCAAGUGCCGUUACUGCUCUGCAAAUUUUAAUAGCAAACACGGUCUCCACGUUCACUGUGGAAGGAAACACCCGGAAGCUGUAAUCGAAAAAUUUGAACAAGAACAAAAACCAAAAAAGCAGCACAAAAAACGCCUGCAUAAGACAUUGAAGUCUAGCAUAACAGCAGAAGAAAGCCUCUUGAUCUACAAGUGUCCAAAGUGUCCAUAUGUGAAUGCUAGCUACCGCAGGACCCUCACUCACUGUCAAAUGAAGCAUCCAGCAAUUGUAGUCCGGGCAGAUGAACUUGAGACAGGCGAAGUCUUUGCAUCAAACAUGGUCAAUUGUACUUUAGGAAAAAGUUCUAAUGAAAGAGGGUACUUGUGUAAAAAAUGUUCACAAAUCCAUGGAUCACUGAGAAAACUCAAUGCUCACUGUAAGAGGGUUCAUCAUGACACAGAAGUGUAUGAGCACACUGAUGCUGAAAGCCAGCCGGUUCACACAUCUCAGCGCUCAGCACAGGAGGAUGCCUCUGUGAAAAACAAAACUUCGAGAGAAGUAAGCAUUGCGGAAAGUAGACAGGCUCCACAAACGGAAACUCCUGAAGCAUGCCCGUCAACUUUGCUGUCCGGAGUCCGCAGCAACAAACAGUUGUACAAGUGCCAGAUGUGCACCUAUAAUGGAGUGUGUCGUAAAUACCUCCGGUGCCACUACAAAAAUACUCACAAAUUGGAUGCAGUCAGUAUUUACAAACUUCUUGAGAAAUAUAAUAAGUGUAAAGGGAACUUUCCCAGCAACGUACUUAAAUCAGGCAACAGCACAAAGGUUAAAUGUUUGAAAUGUCCAGACUUAACAUUCGAGUCGUCGCAGCUGCUCAUUGACCACUAUAGUACUUUUCACCGCUCAGAGUGGAAGUUGGACUUUACUGUGUUGUCACUAGGAUCGACGAAAAAGAAAACCACAGGGAUUUACAAAUGUGACCACUGCAACACACAAUUAAAUGGGAUUAGAAAGGUGUGUUAUCACAUGGAUCGCCACAGAGCAAGGAUGCUAGAGAUGGCCAAGGCUGCGCAGAGAAAGGAGUCGCUUAUUAGCACAACACUAGAGCAAGAAUCCAGCGAGCCCUGCAGGCAAGACGAAAUGACCACAUUGGAAACUGUGAACGAGGUUAAUCGUUGGAACGGGACACCAGUGCAGAGCGCCGCUACAUCAGAACUCUCUGAUGUACAGCAGCCAGAACUAGAAUCGAAUGGAGACAAACACACGUGUAAACAGUGCGGCCGGAUGUUUAUGUCAUUGAAAGGCUUGCAUUCACAUGAGCACAGCCACGCAGCCCUGGCAGCCAUCAAGAAAGUGGACAAUAGCUCCACGUCUGGAUUAAAACACAACAUUAGCAAAUAUCUCAUCCACAAAUCUGGAACUCUGAGACCUUUCCUGUGUAGUUGCUGUACCUAUCGGACAACAGUCUUUGGCCUCUGGAGGCGUCAUUUUAUGAAAAAGCAUCAUGAUCUCAUCAUGGCUGCAGCUGAGACUGAAAACACAGAUGAGAGUGAAGAGAGGUUUGAUAAGGAGUCCUCUAAUUCAUCAGAGAAAAUGAACAGCUUGCCUGAAAUUGAUGAGGGACCUGAACUGAUUAAAGGAUCUCUGUACUUGGAGCCCCCAGAUGUGCGGCGCCAGUUAAACCACUACACCAUGAUGGCACAGAGAAGCAUCAAAUCUAAAGUGAACGUGCAACUUUCAAAAUUACCUGAGAACAGCGUGCUUCACUGUGAGUUCUGCAAUUUCAGCACUGGACACCUGUCUAGUAUCCGGCGGCACUACCUAAAUUGGCAUGGAAAGAAAAUCCUCAGAUGUAAAGACUGCAACUUUUUCACGGGUUUAAGGAAAACUCUGGAAAUGCACAUGGAGACGGGUCACUUUACCUGCCAGUCAAAGCCUACUCAUCAGAAGGACCUCUGCUGCCCUUUCUGCCUGUACCAAACUAAGAACAAGAACAACAUGAUUGACCACAUUGUCUUGCAUCGUGAGGAACGUGUAGUGCCAAUAGAGGUUCGUCGCCCCAAACUGUCACGUUACCUUCAAGGCAUCAUCUUCCGCUGUCACAAAUGUACUUUCACCAGUGGCAGCCCAGAAAACCUGCGUUUGCACAUGAUGAGGCACGAUGACAUCAAACCCUACAAGUGUCGGCUGUGCUAUUUCGACUGCACCCGGCUGAGUGAUUUGGAGGCACACCUGAGCGAUAAGCAUCAGGUCAUGAGGAAUCAUGAACUCGUGGGUCAGGUGAGCCUUGAUCAGCUGGAGGCAAGCGUUGGUAAUGUGCCAGUAACAGAAGAGGAACAUUUGUCUAACAUGGACCAGCUAGAUAAGGACGGAGAAGAUGUAGAAAUGGAGGACCUUUUUGCAGACUGUGAUGAGGUUCCACAAGCUGAGAACCUGGAAGAAAACUAUACCACAGAGAAAAGUGCACUCCAGAUCAGGGAAUGCCAAGAAAGCAACAGAGAAAGUCCUGGCGAGACUUCCGAAUCAGACAUUCAACAUGAAAAUGCAAAACCAAACUCUACUGUCCAACAAGAGCUGCUGGAGACUGCAAGAGAACAGGAGACAGGAAAUGUGGAACAAAGUGUUGCAGAAGUGAAAAUUACAGAUACCCCAUGUGAGGAUUGUGGCGGUCCAGAGGAAGAGAGGCAGACAAAUGAAAACCAAGCCCAACCUAAAUUCACAGAAUGUGGAGACAAACAGCAAACGGAGACAGGAAAUGAUUUCAAAGUGGAUGAAGAAACACCAGCUCAAGAGCAAGACGAUAAAGCACUUGUGCGUAAAACACUGAACAUCGAGGCAAAGGUAGAAGAUGACAUACUGUGUCAUAUCUUACAGUUGGCCAAUGAUGACAGCAAGAUGCAUAACAAGGCAGAUGAGGGUAAAACGGUUAAGACGGAGAAGGACACUGAGGUCAUGAGGAAUCAUGAACUCGUGGGUCAGGUGAGCCUUGAUCAGCUGGAGGCAAGCGUUGGUAAUGUGCCAGUAACAGAAGAGGAACAUUUGUCUAACAUGGACCAGCUAGAUAAGGACGGAGAAGAUGUAGAAAUGGAGGACCUUGCAGACUGUGAUGAGGUUCCACAAGCUGAGAACCUGGAAGAAAACUAUACCACAGAGAAAAGUGCACUCCAGAUCAGGGAAUGCCAAGAAAGCAACAGAGAAAGUCCUGGCGAGACUUCCGAAUCAGACAUUCAACAUGAAAAUGCAAAACCAAACUCUACUGUCCAACAAGAGCUGCUGGAGACUGCAAGAGAACAGGAGACAGGAAAUGUGGAACAAAGUGUUGCAGAAGUGAAAAUUACAGAUACCCCAUGUGAGGAUUGUGGCGGUCCAGAGGAAGAGAGGCAGACAAAUGAAAACCAAGCCCAACCUAAAUUCACAGAAUGUGGAGACAAACAGCAAACGGAGACAGGAAAUGAUUUCAAAGUGGAUGAAGAAACACCAGCUCAAGAGCAAGACGAUAAAGCACUUGUGCGUAAAACACUGAACAUCGAGGCAAAGGUAGAAGAUGACAUACUGUGUCAUAUCUUACAGUUGGCCAAUGAUGACAGCAAGAUGCAUAACAAGGCAGAUGAGGGUAAAACGGUUAAGACGGAGAAGGACACUGAGGUCAUGAGGAAUCAUGAACUCGUGGGUCAGGUGAGCCUUGAUCAGCUGGAGGCAAGCGUUGGUAAUGUGCCAGUAACAGAAGAGGAACAUUUGUCUAACAUGGACCAGCUAGAUAAGGACGGAGAAGAUGUAGAAAUGGAGGACCUUGCAGACUGUGAUGAGGUUCCACAAGCUGAGAACCUGGAAGAAAACUAUACCACAGAGAAAAGUGCACUCCAGAUCAGGGAAUGCCAAGAAAGCAACAGAGAAAGUCCUGGCGAGACUUCCGAAUCAGACAUUCAACAUGAAAAUGCAAAACCAAACUCUACUGUCCAACAAGAGCUGCUGGAGACUGCAAGAGAACAGGAGACAGGAAAUGUGGAACAAAGUGUUGCAGAAGUGAAAAUUACAGAUACCCCAUGUGAGGAUUGUGGCGGUCCAGAGGAAGAGAGGCAGACAAAUGAAAACCAAGCCCAACCUAAAUUCACAGAAUGUGGAGACAAACAGCAAACGGAGACAGGAAAUGAUUUCAAAGUGGAUGAAGAAACACCAGCUCAAGAGCAAGACGAUAAAGCACUUGUGCGUAAAACACUGAACAUCGAGGCAAAGGUAGAAGAUGACAUACUGUGUCAUAUCUUACAGUUGGCCAAUGAUGACAGCAAGAUGCAUAACAAGGCAGAUGAGGGUAAAACGGUUAAGACGGAGAAGGACACUGAGGUCAUGAGGAAUCAUGAACUCGUGGGUCAGGUGAGCCUUGAUCAGCUGGAGGCAAGCGUUGGUAAUGUGCCAGUAACAGAAGAGGAACAUUUGUCUAACAUGGACCAGCUAGAUAAGGACGGAGAAGAUGUAGAAAUGGAGGACCUUUUUGCAGACUGUGAUGAGGUUCCACAAGCUGAGAACCUGGAAGAAAACUAUACCACAGAGAAAAGUGCACUCCAGAUCAGGGAAUGCCAGGAAAGCAACAGAGAAAGUCCUGGCGAGACUUCCGAAUCAGACAUUCAACAUGAAAAUGCAAAACCAAACUCUACUGUCCAACAAGAGCUGCUGGAGACUGCAAGAGAACAGGAGACAGGAAAUGUGGAACAAAGUGUUGCAGAAGUGAAAAUUACAGAUACCCCAUGUGAGGAUUGUGGCGGUCCAGAGGAAGAGAGGCAGACAAAUGAAAACCAAGCCCAACCUAAAUUCACAGAAUGUGGAGACAAACAGCAAACGGAGACAGGAAAUGAUUUCAAAGUGGAUGAAGAAACACCAGCUCAAGAGCAAGACGAUAAACCACUUGAGCGUAAAACACUGAACAUCGAGGCAAAGGUAGAAGAUGACAUACUGUGUCAUAUCUUACAGUUGGCCAAUGAUGACAGCAAGAUGCAUAACGAGGCAGAUGAGGGUAAAACGGUUAAGAUGGAGAAGGACACUGAGGCAAGUGAUGCAAGUGAUAUCCCAUUAGCUGAAGAGAGCAACUUCUCUUUGUUCCAGAAUCCAAAGAAUGAAGUUGAUAUAGAGGCAAAUUCUGCAUUAACAAAGCUAAAUAUUCCACAUGUAAAUAACACGAGGACAAAGGAGAGUUUAAAAAUUGAAAGAGAUACGUUAACCCUCCCGCCCACUUGUGCAGGACUUAAGAUGAUCACUGGCGAUAUUUUAGGUGUCUCGUUUACAAAAUUAAACCAGGAACAAGUGCACACUCAGCAAAGCCGUGAACAGGAACCUAAACCUUGCAUAGAAAUACCAGUACUUGAGAAAGAAUGUCUGAAGAAGGAAGUGCACUCUCCUGAAUGCUUCAAGGAGGAAGAAGAGAAAGGUCCUUUCGAGCAGAAGCAGAACCAAGAAUCUGAGAUGCUCACAGAAGACGAGCAACGACACCAAGAUCAGGCGCCUGGUGACCACGACGGGAUGAGGGAUGAUGAUUGUCUGCAAGAGCAUGAAGACUGUUCUUGGCAGUGUCCACUUUGAUGCUGCUCACCCAGAGAAUCACCUCCGUGUCUUUGGACCUUCAGGAGAAACAAAUCGUACUGACACCAUCCAAAAGGCAGACUUGUGUCACGCUUCUCCCUCUUAUCAGCUACA
This is a messenger RNA of Pelmatolapia mariae (spotted tilapia), 8270 nucleotides long. RefSeq names its product zinc finger protein 462-like. The record is from RefSeq and is a predicted model, not a curated record. NCBI's taxonomy places the organism in Eukaryota, Metazoa, Chordata, Actinopteri, Cichliformes, Cichlidae. Gene Ontology annotation, cellular component: nucleus. The transcript is spliced from 14 exons. The coding region runs from base 270 to 8156 and encodes 2628 amino acids. Gene Ontology annotation, biological process: regulation of gene expression.